UUUAGUGUAGUUAGUAUUUUUUUUAAUUUGCUCCAUCAGGUAACUUAAUUAAGAUGAAAAAUUUCCAAUUCUCACACAUUUUCGCUGCAAUUUUAGCAUCUUUAAUCCUAUACACUCAAGCUCAACUGGACAACUCCAAGCAAGAAAACUAUGGUUUUACCGAACAAAACAUCACCAUAAACAGUACAUCAAAAUGGGAAUUAGAUUUGGACGUAACGAGACUGUCUCAUGCUGAUGAAUACACUAACUAUUCAUUAUACUACAACGUUUGGGCCAGUUUCCACAUGGAUGGAUUGCGAGGACUCAAGAGUUUCAACGUUGCCAAUUUAUUCAGCUACAAUAUCAUGGGCGGUCACCAAACCUCCGAAAACGACGCCAUAUCUAAUACCUGGUCUCUUGGAGAUGUUAACGUUACUUUGGAAUUAUCGGUUUCUUCCGAAAUCCUUUCCGACAAAUAUUUCCCUUACAAUUACCCCGUAAUAGUACGGUGGUUCAUCCAAAGGCAAGUAAACGUGACCUAUCCUCAUGGAGCCAAAAUUGGACCCGAGGAGCAUUCGCUUGGUUUCGUUGGUACAAACUCCGAUCCUAAAGCGCCUGGAUUGUUCAAUUUGUUCAGACACACAGGCUCCGAUGUUAUUAACGUUCACGCCAGAACCUUAGACGUGAGCCCGAAUUCCACGGUGACAAACUCGCAUGUCACAGACGGUUUCAAUGUGACGAACAACGCUAGAAUCACUCCUAGCGCCAGCGUUUCAUUACAAACUAUCAAUGGAAUCGAUCACUACCAGUUAGAUGAACUGACCGUCGUCGAGUCUAUUAUAACUUUGUUCAAAGUGUGAUGUUUUUAAGAACUCUAUAAAAUAAAUAUAUUGAUGUUGAAA
Molecule: messenger RNA, 881 nt
Organism: Phyllotreta striolata
Lineage: Eukaryota; Metazoa; Arthropoda; Insecta; Coleoptera; Chrysomelidae
Source: the annotation of a GenBank genome assembly